AUGAACCCAAGUCGUCUCACUUCGCGUGAGAACAAACUCCCCGCCUGCACCGCGUCUGUUUGGGCUGGACUCGACAAAGGCGGUGGAGUGCGCUUAGGCUCCCAUACGUUCGCUAUUUACUCUUGCGCUCCUCUCCCACCCAGCUUGCAACAACUCCAAGACGAUGCCACCACAUACACCCAGUUGACAACCUGCGCGACGCGGGUUUGCGAGACCUUGCCAGUACUGUUGAAUUUGGAGCCGUGUACUUUAGCUCAGCUGGCCUCGCUCCCCGUCUCUACCUCCCCGUCCAUCGGCACCAUCCCGACUGUUCCAUGGUUCUUGCUCCAUGCGUCGAUGUUUGAGAGACACUGUGUGAUUGGGCGUGGAUCGGCCGUGGAGUCGUUGUUGAUCAUUCUGCAACGCCCGUGGUGUGUCCUCGAGGCUUGUUGCAGCAACACUGAAACGAUCAAAGCCUUGAGAGAUUUCGCGCUGACAGCGGCACAAGUCGACUCGGGCAGAUACGAUACAGCUGUCCGACUGCUCUCUCAUGAGGCGGGGGCCCGAGGUCCGCCAGGAAAGGACGUUGUUCUACGAACCAAGCAUGUCUGCCUGCCGCCUUCUUCUCUGGCCGCCGUCCGAUCGAUCUAUGUGGCCUCCACCCUAAACGCCGUUACAUCGUACAAUCGCUUUUGGCUGUCGCUCAUCUGCACCUGCGCCGUCUAUCUGAAGAUCCCUUUUUCCGAGCUAGUACGGCAGGUGCGGGACGAUCUGUGCGGUCAGCCUGCAGGCAAUGCCUUGAAUCAUCGGAUUUCCCUCUAUAGCAUGUUGGUCAGGCAAAUUGGUAAUCAGGUCAUGUGA
Molecule: messenger RNA, 840 nt
Organism: Aspergillus aculeatus ATCC 16872
Lineage: Eukaryota; Fungi; Ascomycota; Eurotiomycetes; Eurotiales; Aspergillaceae
Exons: 1
Coding region: 1-840 (279 amino acids)
Source: RefSeq, a predicted model, not a curated record